CAAACAUAUCAUUCCAUCAUCCAUUUCUACUUCAUCUUACUCAGUAUAACAUCAAGCAGCUAGGUUUUACCUUCAAAUAUUUAACAUGAAUCCUGCUUCCAACCCGAAUGCUCAGUACUCGUCGAAUGCUCCUACCUCGUGGUCCACCGGCCUCUUCGACUGCUUCUCCGAUGUUCCUAACUGUUGCCUAACAUGUUGGUGCCCCUGCAUUACUUUCGGACAAAUUGCUGAGAUCGUCGAUAAGGGAUCAUCUACUUGUACUACAACCGGAGCUUUGUAUGCACUACUAGCGUUUGUAACAGGGUGUCCAUGCUGUUAUUCAUGCUGUUAUCGUACUAAGAUGCGAAACCAGUACAUGUUGAAAGAAAGCCCUUGUGCGGAUUUCUUAGUUCAUUGUUGUUGCGAGGCAUGUGCAUUGUGUCAAGAACACCGUGAGCUUCGCAUCCGUGGUUAUGACAUGUCUCUUGGGUGGGAAGGAAACAUGGAAAAACAAAACCGCGCAGUGGCGAUGGCACCAAAAUUCGAAGGAGGAAUGAACAGAUGAAGUUAAAAACGCCAAUGCAUUGUCUCCGAACUUCAUUAUUUGUGCUUGAUUUCUGCAUAUGAUACGUAAAAUAAACACUGUUUGUAUUAAUUUUUUUCUAUAGAGUAAAUGUGAUAUAUUAUCGUAUAUUUACACACUUGUAAAACUUCAUUAUUUAAACUUCUUCUGUGCAUAAAACGUAGUACAGUCCAGAAACACUGUUGUUAUAUUCUUUUC
Molecule: messenger RNA, 760 nt
Organism: Daucus carota subsp. sativus
Lineage: Eukaryota; Viridiplantae; Streptophyta; Magnoliopsida; Apiales; Apiaceae
Product: protein PLANT CADMIUM RESISTANCE 2
Exons: 4
Coding region: 86-544 (152 amino acids)
Source: RefSeq, a predicted model, not a curated record